GCGGGAGCCGAGUGGACGCCCGCGCUGCGGCUGCGGUUGUCCUAGCGGGUGCUGGGGUCGCGGAGGGGCAGGAGAAGGAGGGGUGGCAGAGCGAAACAUUGAAAGACCCCUGAAAGACCAUCUAGACUUCUGAACGCAAAAACACGCCUGGGGAGACCUGGGGCUCCAGGCGUGGGAGAAUUUCUUUGCACUGGCGGGGAGUGCGCGCAGGGUUCGUCCCAUGGCCGGGACUCGGAGCUGCGAUCCUUGGGGUCCCCCCGGGAUUUGCUAUCUUCUUGGUUCCUUGCUCACUGGACUGCUCUUCCCACGGGCUGUUGCCUUCAAUCUGGACGUGAUGGGCGCCCUGCGCAAGGAGGGCGAGCCAGGCAGUCUCUUCGGCUUCUCUGUGGCCCUGCACAGGCAGUUGCACCCCCGACACCAGAGCUGGCUGCUGGUGGGUGCUCCCCAGGCCCUGGCUCUUCCUGGGCAGCAGGCAAACCGCACCGGAGGCCUCUUCGCUUGCCCCCUGAGCCUGGAGGAGACUGACUGCUACAGAGUGGACAUCGACCGGGGAGCUGAUGUCCAAAAGGAGAGCAAGGAGAAUCAGUGGUUGGGCGUCAGUGUUCGGAGCCAGGGACCCGGGGGCAAGAUUGUUACCUGUGCACACCGAUAUGAGUCAAGACAGCGAGUGGACCAAAUUCUGGAGACGCGGGAUGUGAUUGGUCGCUGCUUUGUGCUAAGCCAGGACCUGGCUGCCCAUGAUGAUUUGGAUGGUGGGGAAUGGAAGUUCUGUGAAGGGCGCCCCCAGGGCCAUGAGCAAUUUGGGUUCUGCCAGCAGGGCACAGCUGCUGCCUUCUCUCCUGACAACCACUACCUUCUCUUUGGGGCUCCAGGAACCUAUAACUGGAAGGGCACGGCCAGGGUGGAGCUCUGUGCACAGGGCUCGGCGGACCUGGCACACCUGGACGACGGGCCCUACGAGGCGGGGGGCGAGAAGGAGCAGAACCCCCGCCUUAUCCCGGUCCCUGCCAACAGUUACUUUGGUUUCUCCAUCGACUCUGGAAAGGGUCUCGUGCGGGCAGAGGAACUGAGCUUUGUGGCAGGGGCCCCCCGUGCCAACCACAAGGGGGCUGUGGUCAUUCUGCGCAAGGAUAGUGCCAGCCGCCUGGUGCCUGAAGUUACUUCUGGGGAGCGCCUGACCUCUGGGUUUGGCUAUUCACUGGCUGUGACUGAUCUCAACAAUGACGGCUGGUCAGACUUGAUUGUGGGUGCCCCCUACUUCUUUGAACGCCAAGAAGAGCUGGGAGGUGCUGUGUAUGUGUACAUGAACCAGGGUGGUCACUGGACAGAGGUCUCCCCUCUCCGGCUCUGUGGCUCCCCUGACUCCAUGUUUGGGAUCAGCCUGGCUGUCUUGGGGGAUCUCAACCAAGAUGGCUUCCCAGAUAUUGCAGUGGGAGCUCCUUUUGAUGGGGAUGGGAAAGUCUUUAUUUACCAUGGGAGCAGCCUGGGAGUCCUCGACAAACCUUCACAGGUGCUGGAGGGUGAAUCCGUGGGCAUCAGGAGCUUUGGCUACUCCCUGUCCGGUGGCCUGGAUGUGGAUGGGAACCACUACCCAGACCUGCUGGUGGGCUCGCUGGCUGACACAGCUGUGCUCUUCAGGGCCAGACCCAUCCUCCACGUCACCCAUGAAGUCUUCAUUGCUCCGCCAGCCAUUGACCUAGAACAGCCUAACUGUGCUGGUGGCCGCUUGGUCUGUGUGGACUUGAGGAUCUGCUUCAGCUACAUUGCAGUGCCCAGCAGCUACAGUCCUAUUGUGGCCUUGGAUUACAUGUUAGAUGGGGACACAGACCGGAGGCUCCGGGGACAGGUUCCCCGUGUGACCUUCCUGAGCCGAAGCCCAGAUGACCCCAAGCACCAGGCCUCAGGCACUGUGUGGUUGAAGCACCAGCAUGAUCGAGUCUGUGGAGACACCAUGUUCCAGCUGCAGGAGAAUGUCAAAGACAAGCUUCGGGCCAUUGUGGUGACCCUGUCCUACAGUCUCCAGACUCCUCGGCUCCGGCGACAGGCUAUUGGUCAGGGGCUGCUCCCAGUGGCUCCUAUCCUCAAUGCCCACCAGCCUAACACCCAGCGGGCAGAGAUUCACUUCCUGAAACAAGGAUGUGGUGAAGACAAGAUCUGUCAGAGCAAUUUGCAGCUGGUCCAUGCCCGCUUUUGUGCCCGGGUCAGCGACAUGGAGUUCCAGCCUCUGCCCAUGGAUGUGGAUGGGAUGACGGCCCUGUUUGCACUGAGUGGGCAGCCAGUCAUUGGCCUGGAGCUGAUGGUCACCAACUUGCCCUCGGACCCAACCCAGCCCCAGGCUGAUGGGGAUGAUGCCCACGAAGCCCAGCUGCUGGUCACUCUUCCUGCCUCACUGCACUACUCAGGAGUCCGGACCCUGGACCCUGUGGAGAAACCACUUUGCCUGUCCAAUGAGAAUGCCUCCCAUGUCGAGUGUGAGCUGGGGAACCCUAUGAAGAGAGGUGCCCAGGUCACCUUCUACCUCAUCCUUAGCACCUCUGGGAUCACUAUUGAGACCACGGAGCUGGAGGUGGAGCUGCUGUUGGCCACGAUCAGUGAGCAGGAGCUGCAUCCGGUCUCUGCUCGUGCCCGUGUUUUCAUUGAGCUGCCACUGUCCAUUGCAGGUGUGGCCACACCCCAGCAACUUUUCUUCUCCGGCGUGGUGAGGGGAGAGAGCGCAAUGCAGUCUGAACGAGAUGUGGGCAGCAAGGUCAAGUAUGAAGUUACUGUCUCCAACCAAGGCCAGUCGCUCAACACCUUGGGCUCUGCCUUCCUCAAUAUCAUGUGGCCCCAUGAGAUUGCCAAUGGGAAGUGGCUGCUGUACCCCAUGAGGAUGGAGCUGGAGGGCGGGCAGGGGCCUGGGCAGAAAGGGCUCUGUUCCCCCAGGCCCAACAUCCUCCACCUGGAUGUGGAUGGCAAGGAUAGGAGACGGCGAGAGCUGGAGCAACCAGAGCAGCAGGAGCCUCACGAGGAGCCUCGCGAGGAGCCAGAGCCCAGCAUGUUCUGGUGGCCCGUGUCCUCUGCUGAAAAGAGAAACAUCACUCUGGACUGCGCCCGGGGCACGGCCAACUGCGUGGUGUUCAGCUGCCCACUCUACAGCUUCGACCGUGCAGCUGUGUUGCAUGUCUGGGGCCGCCUCUGGAAUAGCACCUUUCUGGAGGAAUACUCAGCCGUGAAGUCCCUGGAAGUGAUAGUUCGAGCCAACAUCACAGUGAAGUCUUACAUCAAGAACUUGCUGCUCAGAGAUGCCUCCACAGUGAUUCCAGUGAUGGUGUACUUGGACCCCAUGGCUGUGGUGGCAGAGGGAGUCCCCUGGUGGGUCAUCCUCCUGGCUGUGCUGGCAGGGCUGCUGGUACUGGCGCUGCUGGUGCUACUGCUGUGGAAGAUGGGAUUCUUCAAGCGGGCAAAGCACCCUGAAGCCACCGUGCCCCAGUACCAUGCGGUGAAGAUCCCUCGGGAAGACCGACAGCAGUUCAAGGAGGAGAAGACAGGCACCAUCCUGAGGAGCAACUGGGGCAGUCCCCGGAGGGAGGGACCUGAUGCAUACCCCAUCUUGAAUGCUGAUGGGCACUCUGAGCUAGGUCCUGAUGGGCAUCCUGUGUCAAGCACUGGCUAGCUUCCGUUGUCCCAUCCUGGCCCAUGGGCCCCCUCUACCCCUUCUCAAGAUGACUACUCUGAUGAAUAGGGUGGAAUGGGUUGCUGAUAUUGUACCAAGAUUUGGCAGAGUCUGCUUCCUUAGGGGCACAGACCUCUCCUACCCAUGAGUAUCACCCCUCAAGCUUCCCCUUAGAAUCUUGUGGGACGAGAGGGGGUGAAAUCAAGGAUGGGCCAUGGGGAAGGGCAGGGAUACCCUGAUGCAAGAUGGGGAGAGGGGAUCCUAAUCUCUUCCUCUUGCAUUUGCCUUGUGUAACCUGUUUCCCCCAAAGUGCCUUAGCUGGAGAAUCAGGGAGCUCAUGCCUCUGACUCAGCGGCUCUUCCUUCCCUCCCUCCUUUCUCCUCUUCUCUGACUUUAGUUUGCUGCAUCAGUCUAGUGGGUUUUGUCUAUUUAUUAAAAAAGAUUUGAAGAAAGACCUCUGGCUUCUUCGUCUUCUUCUUCUUUUUUGGUA
This is a messenger RNA of Castor canadensis (American beaver), 4142 nucleotides long. RefSeq names its product integrin subunit alpha 7 (gene Itga7). NCBI's taxonomy places the organism in Eukaryota, Metazoa, Chordata, Mammalia, Rodentia, Castoridae. Gene Ontology annotation, biological process: cell adhesion mediated by integrin; integrin-mediated signaling pathway; cell-matrix adhesion. The record is from RefSeq and is a predicted model, not a curated record. Gene Ontology annotation, molecular function: integrin binding. Gene Ontology annotation, cellular component: external side of plasma membrane; integrin complex.